UGUUGCUGACGGACAGAAACAGACGCUCGACUGUGUUGACCCAGGCAAGCGCGGCGCCGCACAAUAAACAGUUGCAUAUGACUGGCUCAGUCCAACAGAGAAUGUAUCAUCCACAGCUAUACCCCUUGCAAGUUAAUCCUGCCACCGGAGAACUGUACUUGCGUCUGUCUAGUCCUCUGGAUAAUAUCAUCCUCACAUCCCCUCGUACAAGUGAUGCAGCCUCUAUCGUCUCUAUUUUGAACGACCCCAAGGUAUGCAGGUGGUUAGAGGGACCCCCAUACCCGUAUCUCCCUUCACAUGCGGAGAGCUGGAUCUCUAUGGUAAAGGAGGAGUCCGAUGUCAUCCUGCGGGAGUUGGAGCAGGCUAACAAAGACGCGCCUGGAGAACCACUGAAACGCGUCCGAGCUUGUCCAGUGCGGAUCAUUCGGGAAGUCCAAGAGGACGGGACAGAUGUCUUCUUAGGAGAUAUAUGCCUACGAAGGUGCGCCUUCCAGUACGAGGAGCUGGACGAACAGCGGCGUUUAUCAGAAGAGAAUGCGUCGCGCGAAGUGGGAGACCCGAACCUCGUAUGGUGUGUGGGAGACUAUCUCGCAAGCUCACAUCAUGGCCGAGGCAUCAUGAGUGCGGCCUUCCGAACUUUAAUGGAGGCAUGGGCGAUUCCACGAAUGGAUGUGCGCCACAUCCGCGUGGAGGCGUUCAAAGGCAACGUUGGAAGCGUCCGUGUGUUUGAAAAGUUUGGAUUCAGACUCGAGAAGACGGUGGAGAGGGUCGAAGUAAAUAACACUACCCAUGGGUCACAUAUUUUAUUGUGGGAUCUCGAUUGAACUUGUGUACCUUGCUAUGUCCACAAUGAAAGUGAAUGGGAGAUCCGCUGGUCAUGC
Laetiporus sulphureus 93-53 is the source of this 881-nucleotide messenger RNA. RefSeq lists its product as uncharacterized. Lineage: Eukaryota; Fungi; Basidiomycota; Agaricomycetes; Polyporales; Laetiporaceae. Bases 78 to 824 code for a protein of 248 amino acids. The transcript is spliced from 2 exons. The record is from RefSeq and is a predicted model, not a curated record. Gene Ontology annotation, molecular function: acyltransferase activity, transferring groups other than amino-acyl groups.